Malassezia pachydermatis is the source of this 444-nucleotide messenger RNA. Its product is annotated as glyoxalase i. The coding region runs from base 1 to 444 and encodes 147 amino acids. The record is from RefSeq and is a predicted model, not a curated record. NCBI's taxonomy places the organism in Eukaryota, Fungi, Basidiomycota, Malasseziomycetes, Malasseziales, Malasseziaceae. Gene Ontology annotation, molecular function: metal ion binding; lactoylglutathione lyase activity. The transcript has a single exon.
AUGGCUCGCAGCGACGAAACCGCUAGCUACCGCUUCAACCACACAAUGUAUCGCAUCAAGGACCCCAAGGCUUCCUUGGAGUUCUACCAGGAUGUUCUUGGCAUGGAGCUGAUCGAUAAGAUGCAGAUGGAAGAGUUCACGUUGUACUUCCUGGGCUACCAGCACCAGCAUGGUGUUUCCCGUUCUAAGCGUGAAGGCUUGCUUGAGCUCACUCACAACCACGGUUCUGAGAAUGAUCCGAACGUGUCGUACCACACCGGCAACUCUGAACCUCGUGGCUAUGGUCACAUCUGUGUGUCUGUGGCGAACAUUGAGGAGGCUUGCGCUCGUUUCGAGAAACUUGGUGUCAAGUUCCAGAAGCGCUUGACUGAUGGUAAGAUGAAAAACAUUGCCUUCAUCUUGGACCCUGAUGGUUACUGGGUGGAGAUCAUCCAGCAAGAGUGA